This is a messenger RNA of Octopus sinensis (East Asian common octopus), 669 nucleotides long. Its product is annotated as osteoclast-stimulating factor 1. Gene Ontology annotation, molecular function: protein binding. Bases 16 to 654 code for a protein of 212 amino acids. The record is from RefSeq and is a predicted model, not a curated record. NCBI's taxonomy places the organism in Eukaryota, Metazoa, Mollusca, Cephalopoda, Octopoda, Octopodidae. The transcript has 5 exons. Gene Ontology annotation, biological process: signal transduction.
AAUAUAUAUGAAUGCAUGAAUUUAAAUUUAUUUUUGGUAAUAUUGGAAAAUAUGUUUUUUGCUCUUUCUCUUGUCAGAAAUCUUGUGGUAGCUGUUUUUACAUUACAAAUUGUGUAUUAUGAGUAUUGUUUUAUAUUACUUUCAGGACAUGUUAAAGUUGUCCGUGCCAUCUAUAAUUACAGUGCACAAAGAGAUGAUGAAUUAACUUUUGAAGAAGGAGACAUAAUUUAUAUUACUGAUCAAAAAGAUUCCAAUUGGUGGAAAGGAAAGUGUGGGUCAAAAGUUGGCUUAAUACCAAGCAAUUAUGUUGAAGAAAAUACACAGGCUCUUGAUUUUCCAUUACAUGAAGCUGCUCGACGAGGAAAUUUGAACUUUCUCACAGAAUGCAUAGCAAAUGGUGUUUCUGUAAAUUCCUUGGAUAAAGCUGGAUGUACUCCACUUCAUUGGGCUGCUCAUGGUGGACAUUCUCAUUGCAUGGAGUCACUUCUUAAUGUCAGCAACAUAGAAAUUAACGUUCAGAAUAAACUUGGUGAUACACCACUUCACUCAGCUGCAUGGAAAAGGCAUAUUACAGCUGUGAAAAUGUUAUUGGACAAAGGUUUGUUGAUGUCUUUUUUAAUAAUAUUUUUGCAGAACAUUAUAAAUAAAUGGUAGGAACUCCAUAUGGUG